AUGGCCGCUCAAGCGAAGCCCUCUCAGCGCAUGGGGUCGUCUCCGCUCUACAUCGCCGUGUACAUCUUUCUGGUGAUGCUGGGGAACGUGGGUAACAGCACGGUCAUCGCAGUGGUCGGGCAAAGCCUUCUGAGGGAGACUGGAGCCGUCCGAAACUCUGACGUGAUUCUGGUCAACAUGGCUUUCUCCAACCUGAUGGUGUCGUUGGCAAGAAACUCUCUUCUGGUGAUCUCCGACAUGGGAAUGGAGGUUUUCCUCAAUAAAAACUGGUGUCGCUUCAUGAUGGGUGUCUGGGUUUGGCUGCGCUCUGCAAACGUUUGGUCGACGUUCUUUCUAAGCGUCUUUCAUUUUCAAACGUUGCGUCGGGUCGCCCCGCCCAUCACGAACGUGCACGGCCACCCCGGACCCCCCAGAUCCCUCAUAUUCGGGUUGUGCCUCAUCUGGAGUCUCAAUCUGAUCUACUCCAUCCCAGCGUUUGUGUUCUCCAAAAACGGAGACGAGAACUCCACCGAGACGCUGAUGUUGGUGAGCAGCACCACUCGCCCGUUGCUUGGCUGCAUCUGGGACUUUCCGUCAGUCUACAGCGGCCUGGCCUUCGCCACCUCCUCCAUGCUGAUCCACGAAUGCCUUCCCAUCUGCCUGAUGAGUGUCACCAACCUGGGCUCGCUGCUGACGCUCUACGCUCACGGACAAACACGAAGAGCCGCCAACAAGAGUCAGGACGCGCCAGUCAUCACCCGGAUCCCUGCGGAGCGACGGGCGGCUAAGGUGAUUCUGGCUCUGAAUAUCCUCUUUAUUUUGUCUUGGGGCGCCAGUGUCAUCUCUGUCAACUACUUCAACUACAACCGCAAAUCUUCCAGCUCUUCCACGGAGUUCCUGCUCAUCGUCGCUCGCAUCGCUAACAUCACCUUCAUCGCGCUGUCGCCCGUCGUCCUCGCCGUGGGACACAGGAAGCUCAGAGCGUUUCUGAAGUCAGUUCUGUCGCGUGUAAUCUGACAGACAGACCUCUCUCUAUAUGGACAGACAAACUACAGACGUCAU
This is a messenger RNA of Cyprinus carpio (common carp), 1041 nucleotides long. RefSeq names its product olfactory receptor class A-like protein 4. Gene Ontology annotation, biological process: G protein-coupled receptor signaling pathway. The transcript is spliced from 4 exons. NCBI's taxonomy places the organism in Eukaryota, Metazoa, Chordata, Actinopteri, Cypriniformes, Cyprinidae. Gene Ontology annotation, molecular function: G protein-coupled receptor activity. Gene Ontology annotation, cellular component: membrane. The coding region runs from base 1 to 996 and encodes 331 amino acids. The record is from RefSeq and is a predicted model, not a curated record.